Linum trigynum is the source of this 1905-nucleotide messenger RNA. The record is from the annotation of a GenBank genome assembly. Lineage: Eukaryota; Viridiplantae; Streptophyta; Magnoliopsida; Malpighiales; Linaceae.
AUGGCGCCUGCUGGGAAAGUUACUGCCGUUCAUAAAGAAGGCAAUGAAUGGUUCUGCAAGUCUGGGUUGCCCAGCGAUAUAACUGUUACAGUAGAUGGAGUUAAGUUCCAUCUUCACAAGUUUCCACUAGUAUCGAAAUGUGGGAAGAUAUCUAAAAUCUGCGAGGAAUGCCCCGAGAAGAAGACAUUGACCACAGAACUCGAACAGUUCCCUGGAAGUUCUGAUGCUUUCUUGAUCGCUGCUAAAUUUUGCUAUGGCAUGCGAGUGGAAUUGACACCACGAAACAUAGUAAUGAUCUACUGUGCAGCCGACUACCUGGAAAUGACAGACGAGUUUGGAGAAGGCAACUUACUGUCAAAAUCAGAGACUUUUCUGCACAAGAACGUACUUCAGAACUGGAAAGACUGUAUAUUGGCUCUCCAAAAUUGCAAUCCAGUUUUGCCAAAUGCUGAGAAACUUGGGAUCAUAACCAAAUGUCUCAACGCUGUAUCUCUGAUGGUUUCAACGGACCCUAGCUUGUUCGGAUGGCCCAUGAUGAUGUACGGCACCUUGCAGAGCCCAGGUGGCAGCAUCUUGUGGAAUGGAAUAAACACUGGAGCAAAGAUCAGGAGCAAUGAAUCAGACUGGUGGUUUGAAGAUAUUUCAUAUCUAAAUGUGUCUAUGUUCGAGAGACUUAUCAAGGUGAUGGGGAAUCGAGGUAUAAGGCCCGAGAAUCUCGCUGGUGCAAUAAUGUAUUAUGCCAAGAAGUACCUACCAGGUUUAGGCCGAUGGCAGAGUGGACAAAGUAGUAGUAAAACUAGAACGGUUGCUAGUCUUAGCUUGACUCCUGCUGCUGUUGACCAACAAGCGUUACUAGAGACGAUUGAAAAGCUUCUUCCAGAAAAGAAGGAGAAAUCGUUUUGCAGGUUUUUGCUUGGACUGCUUCGUGUUGGACUGAUAGUAGGUGUGAGCCCGAGAUGCAAGGAGUCUCUCGAGAGGAGAAUAGGGCUGCAGUUGGAGUUGGCUUCUCUGGAGGGUCUUCUUUUUCCGAAUUAUUCAGACUCUGAUACUCUCUAUAAUACUGAUUGCGUAGACCGUGUUCUUCAUCACUUCAUGUCUUCAGAAUCAGGGAUACCGUCAUUCUCUCCAGUAUCCAUGGACUUGGCGAAAACAUCACCUUCAUUAGAGCCAUUGCGGAAAGUUGGUAAAUUGAUGGAUGAUUAUCUUGCGGAAGUUGCUUCUGAUGUGAAUCUGAAACCUGGAAAAAUUCGUUCUCUUGCUGAAGCUCUUCCAGAAUCCUCUAGACCAUUCCAUGAUGGGUUGUACCGAGCAUUAGACAUAUAUUUCAAGGCACACCCCUGGCUAUCUGAGAGAGAAAAGGAGGAGCUCUGCAACAUCAUCGACUACCAGAAACUCUCGAUCGAUGCAUGUGCUCAUGCUUCCCAGAACGAACGGUUGCCACUUAGGACAGUUCUUCAAGUGCUCUACUUUGAGCAGAUGCAGUUGAGAACAGCUCUUGCUGGAUGUCUCCAUGUCUUUGAUACAGAACCUGGGCCAGCACCAGCAGUGCCUUUGCCGGGCCAGAUUGUACCGAGAGAUGGGUGGGUGACCGUGGUGAGAGAGAACCAAGUCCUGAAAGGAGACAUGGAAAACAUGAGGUCUAGAGUUGGGGAACUUGAGGAAGAGUUCAGCAGAAUAAAGCAAGAAAUGAGGAAGGUGACAAAAUCCCACAGCUCUCUCAGCUCUCCUCGGUUGGUUGCCAGGAGAAUCGGAUGCAAGCUACUCCCUCGAUCUUCAGAUGCACAGCCUCUUUGUGGUAAUAGCAGUGGACGACACACUCCCAGAGCAUCCGUCGAGCAGCAGCAGCAGCAGCCACCACAAUCAUCCCGAGGUUCAAGACACAGGAAGAGCUUCUCCUUGGUCUGA